AUGAAUAAUAACAAUAAGAAACCUUAAUCUGAAGUUAGAGCUCAAGUUGAUUCUGGAUUGAUUCGUAAAAAUGACAUCCCAUAAAAAAGAAUUUAUUCUGCAAUUGAACCUGACUAAAAGAAUAAUAUUCAGGCUUAUAAAUAAGUUGAUUCAAAUGGAACAUUGAUAGAAAAAUUAAAUUAUAUAGUGUAAGAUUACCUUUUGAGAAGUAAUUGUUUAAAAACAUUGGAGUAAUUUAAAGUAGAAUCAUAAUUUGCAAUAGAAAAAUUAAAUUAAACACAAUAUAUUCUCUUAAGUCACUUUGAUAGAGGAGAAAAAGAUAAGUUUCUGGAAUCAUGGAGUCGAUACAUACCAAUACAAUAAAGACAAGAUAAUGAAUAUUGGAAGCUAGAGUUUUAUGUUUAAAUUUAUUUUCUUAUUUACCCUAUUCAUCCAGUGUUUAAGAAGAAAGGUGUGAUUGAUAAUAAUUCUAUUAAUCAAUUUAAACAAUAUAUUGAUACUAACGGAAAUGAUUUAUCAAAGAGUAAUGAAGUAUUGCCAUUUUAUGCAUUGCCAUAUGUCAAAAAUCCUGAAAUGCAUCCAAACUUUUAACAUAUUUUCACUCAUGAAUGGAUUUCUAACUUGAGAUUAAAACUAAAGGAGUUUUUAUAAUCCGUUUAUGGUUAAGAAUAAAAUGGAAGCAUUUUAAAAAGAUUAUUAUUAUCUAAGGAAGGAUCCUCUAAUAUUUAAUAAUAAGAUUUUUAGAAAAAGAUGACAGAAAACAUAAGAUUAUUGUAAUAAGAAAAUAAUGAAUUAAGAAAAAAAAUUAAUUAAUUAACUUAGGAAUUAUAAGAUAUAAAUUAUACAGGAUAAUAAAAUCUAUUUGAGGCUUAGAAAAAAUGGUUUCAAUUCACAAGAGAUAUGUUAAAAAUGGAGAAAGAUAUGAUUAAAUAUAUUGAAAGUAAUAAGAAAAAUCCUGAAUAACUCUAAUUAUUCAAAAAAAAUAUUGGAUAAUGUGAUCUAUUCUUAGGUUAGAGUUUAGAUGAAAAAUUUAAUAAAUUAUAGGGUGUAACCCAUCAAGAUAAGGUCACUUAACCUGAUCAUGAUCUCUUUGAUUUAACUAAUUAAUAAUGUAUUUUUUUAUUUAAAGAAUAGAAAUGAUAACAUUAUAAUAAUCAAUCGAAGAGUAUGUUCCAUUAAAUUAUGAAAAACUUAUUAAAUUAUUCACCAAAAAUAGUAAUCCAGUUUUAGUUGCAACAGUACUAUAGGCUUUGAGAUGGAGAAUAACAAGGGCAAAAAGUGCAUUAGAAAGAAGGUCAGUAAUUAUCGCAUAUUAAACACAUGAUUUAAUUGGAGCACAUUAAAGAAACAUUGGAUUGGCUUAAUAUUUGAUGAUGAAAUCUGCAUAUAUAAUUUAAUGCUAGGUUUUGAAAUUAAUGAAUGCUUUGGCUUCUGAUUAUGUUGGUAGAACUUACUUGACUAGCAAUACAAAUUUAAUUAAGUUUUUAAUUGAAUCAAUAAAAAAGGAUUAAACUGAUUCAAUCAAGAGAAAGAAUUCUAUUGGAACUUUAUAAAAAUUGUCACUAAGAAAAUAAAGUCAAAUUUGGAUGCUUGACAAUGACAUUAUUUAAGUUGCUUUGAACAUUCUAAAAAGAGUAUUAAUUUAUUUUUUAAGAAUAGGAAAAAUUUCAAUUAAGUGAAUAUACUUAUGAAUAUAUCACUGCUUUAAUUAUGAAUUUAUCAUUGAGUCCAAGAGGGAGAGAUUCUUUAUCAAUUAAUAAAGAAUUAGCAUUUGAAGUCUUAUUUGAAUUAAUUGAAUAUCCUAAUGAUUAGAUUAGAACUUUCAUUAAUGGAACAUUUUAUUCAAUGUUUAGUAGAAGAGACUUAAGAAAAUAUGCUUAUUAAUUAAAUAUACCUCAAGAAUUACAUAAAAUAUUAUCAAUUAGUGAUUAUAAAUUUAAGAAAUAAAUUCAAUAUAUGAUAGAAUAGUUAAAAACUAAUGAUGAUGAUUAUUAACAAUAAUAAUUAGAAUAAGAUAAUGAUGUGGAUGAUUUAUAAGAUGGUGAAGAAUGUCCAGUUGAUGAUGAUGAUGAAGAUGAUCUAGAGAAUAAUGAUAUAAUAAUAGGAGAAGAACUAUUAAGGAAUGAAUUUGCUUUAGAUGGUGAAUAAGCAGAACAAUAAAGAUAAUUGAUUGAAUCAAUCAUGCAAAAAUAAUUAUAAUAAAGAAGCAUUUAUUAUGAAUAAUUAACAGACUCUUAUUUGGAGAAAAAGCCUGUUCGAUGUAUAUAUAUAUAUUAUAAAUAGAAGGACCAUUCAUAGUUGACAGUCAACUAUCAUUGGUAAAUAUCAAAAAUUAAAUUGCUAAUGGAAAUCCAUAAUAAUCAGAUAAAGCAUUUGUAGCUAGACCAAAGAUUCCCAGAACUCCUCCAUAUCAAUAAGAUUAUUGA
This is a messenger RNA of Paramecium pentaurelia, 2426 nucleotides long. Lineage: Eukaryota; Ciliophora; Oligohymenophorea; Peniculida; Parameciidae. The record is from the annotation of a GenBank genome assembly.